AUGGAAGCUGAAAGAACGCCAAAUCCUCCCCAAAACGCCGGUCCCCCCGAAAGAAAAGGCCCUCCAACCAUAGAAUGCCCAUACGAACAAUGCCCGCGUCUCUUCUACACACAAGAAGCACUGCGCGAACACAAGCAGUCAGAACCAACCCAUCCUUACUGCUUCCAAUGCAAAACGGACUUUGCCACUCGUGCUGAGCUUUUCCUUCAUAAGCUCUCCAGUCCCAAACACCAUGCUUGUCCCAUAUGCAGUCUCGACUUUCGCAGUCGCGGAGGUCGAGAUGUUCACAUUCGAUCUAAUCACCGGCCAGAACAAGAAAUCGAAUGUACUGGAUGUGGAAGAUUCUUUAAAGCAGCCUCAACCCUCAUAAAACACAUCGAAUGCAAUGACUGUCCUGAGAUUCGCAUUUCGCGCAUGCUGCUCGAACAACACCGCCGAGAACAGGUACACAGUGGUCUCCACCAGCUAGCAAUGGAGGGCCCAAUGACAGGAUCCUUCGAUCCUCUCUCAAAGAACACAGUCGCCGUCCCUGCAGGUGCUAUCGAUCAGCCUAUUCCAGCAAAAGAGCCCGAUGACGACCCUCCUUUAAUCGAGUUCUCCUCUGACUCCGAGGGCUCACCAGUGAACACCAAAAAGACACCAUCAACCACAACAGGUAAAAAGCAAAAUGAAAAGGGAAAAGGAAAAGGAAGACGAUUUGAAGCUUCAAAAAAACCCUCAAGCCCGCAGCCUUUGCGAAUCGCGUCUCAAAACAUGAGACAUCUUACCCUUGACGAAAUCCUCCUUCAAGCACUGAAAUUAGAUGAAGAAGGGUGUCCUGUUAACCCCGAUGCGGUAUUUCCUUCCGAGCCAAAUGAGCUGGUUUCAUACGAGGAGGCCACAGAGGAUCCUCUACCCAGUGGAACCCAGUCAGAUGGUCAAGGUAACUUUGGUGUCCCUCUGAUGCCCAUUUCGGAAUUACUUCGCGAUAGAUUACCCGGGUGGGAAUCGAAUAUGUUCUUCGAUGCGAAUAGGGGUGAGUUUGUCUGUGCCUGUGGAUGGGGUACUGUCAACGUAGCGGAAUUUGAGUACCAUGUUGCUAUGGAGAAGCGGUGGAUUACAGUGACACAAUGCCCGGAAUGCGGUAAAGUUUUCUCUUCCACCGCUGCACUGGUUGCGCAUAUGGAACAGGUACGCAGCCGCUGCAGGAUCCGAGAUACGAAGGACUUUGCUCGUAUUAUGGGCGAUGUUACUGGGGGGUUGGUUCAGAUUCGAGGGGAGUUGCCAGAUGGGGGAGAUCGAAUUAUUGUCCGUCAGCUACAAGAUGCUGGGAUGAUUGUUGAGCCAAUGUUGCAGUUGCAUGGUGCCAAGUAG
Messenger RNA from Penicillium angulare, 1353 nucleotides. RefSeq names its product putative C2H2 finger domain protein. The transcript has 3 exons. Lineage: Eukaryota; Fungi; Ascomycota; Eurotiomycetes; Eurotiales; Aspergillaceae. The coding region runs from base 1 to 1353 and encodes 450 amino acids. Gene Ontology annotation, biological process: regulation of transcription by RNA polymerase II. Gene Ontology annotation, molecular function: RNA polymerase II transcription regulatory region sequence-specific DNA binding; DNA-binding transcription factor activity, RNA polymerase II-specific. Gene Ontology annotation, cellular component: nucleus. The record is from RefSeq and is a predicted model, not a curated record.